Messenger RNA from Penicillium taxi, 303 nucleotides. RefSeq lists its product as uncharacterized. Gene Ontology annotation, biological process: mitotic cell cycle; chromosome segregation; kinetochore assembly. The record is from RefSeq and is a predicted model, not a curated record. The transcript has 3 exons. Gene Ontology annotation, molecular function: protein heterodimerization activity. NCBI's taxonomy places the organism in Eukaryota, Fungi, Ascomycota, Eurotiomycetes, Eurotiales, Aspergillaceae. Bases 1 to 303 code for a protein of 100 amino acids. Gene Ontology annotation, cellular component: kinetochore; nucleoplasm.
AUGGCAGCAACUCAGAAACUCUACCCUCGUGGUACAGUUAAAAGAAUUGUCAAGGCUCACUCUAAUCGGAGUGUGAGUAAAAAUGCCGACAUUUUGGUGCGCGAAAGUCUCUUCCCCACACUCCUAAACAUAUCGCUAAUGACAGUUAUCUGGAUGGAACAGAUAUUUCUGGACUAUAUGCUGUUCGUGCAAGAAUUGAUGCGCGAGGCCUCAAUUCGGUCAAGAAGAUCAGGCGAGAAGAACAUAUCCGCAAAUUCAAUCCGUAAGGUCACUGAGAAAACCCUGCGCAAAUAUCAAGGAUAG